Molecule: messenger RNA, 1462 nt
Organism: Hippocampus comes (tiger tail seahorse)
Lineage: Eukaryota; Metazoa; Chordata; Actinopteri; Syngnathiformes; Syngnathidae
Gene: mrps30
Product: mitochondrial ribosomal protein S30
Exons: 5
Coding region: 73-1398 (441 amino acids)
Biological process (GO): translation
Cellular component (GO): ribosome; mitochondrion; mitochondrial large ribosomal subunit
Molecular function (GO): structural constituent of ribosome
Source: RefSeq, a predicted model, not a curated record
CGCUGUUGUCAAGUGUGAGCUGUCCUCGUCUCCCUUUUCGCGAGAGGGAAACGAAGAAGGGGGGAAAAAAACAUGGCGGCCCGCACAAGGCUGCCCUUUCGCCUUCCCCUAAACUUGGCGACAAAGCACAGGCUCGUCCACGGCGAGGCGACGGCGGUCAAGGAGGCCGUCUACCCGCCCGUUAAGCCCUCUCUCACGGCCAAAAGCAAAUCGGCCCGGGCGCGUCAGGUCGAGGAGCAAGUGGAGCGGAUAAAAGCCUCCCCGCCGCAGGAUAAACUGCGGCUCCUCACGCGCAUCGAGCGCAAAAAGUACGUCGUCUACCCGCAGACGUUCGCGCGCAACGCGGAUAAAUGGUACCAGCACUUCACCAAGACCGCGUACAUCGCCGGCUUGCCCGAACAACUCGGCGCUGAUCGGCGUCGUGCCGCCGGGGAGAAGGAGAAAGAUGUGGAGGAGAAGGAGAAGGCGGCGACCGAAAAGCUCGACAUUGGCGAGGAGGCGUUCGACGAAAUCCGCUCGGCGGUGACUCGCGUGAUCCUCCACGACCACUGGCACCUGAUGAGACGUCGGCCGUUCGUGUACCGACGACAAGAGCUCAUCGAGGGGCCCUUUCUGAGGAGCUUGGUCAAAGCCUUAACGUACGGCCUGGCCAAACACAACCCGCUGCUUCUCCACUCCAGCAUGGAUAUGAAUCCCCAGGUGGGCUUCUACUGGAGAAGAGGGGAGAGGAUCGUCCCGAGGGGCCACAGAAGGGGGAACCUGGAGCCCAUCAGGUUCCAGAUUGACGACCGCCCGCUCUGUCAGAUUCGAAUCACGCGGCAGCUGCCUCAGUUGGUCCCGAUCGAGGCUUCUUACGACGCCGACGUCCCCGAAGUUCCGUACGCUCCCGACCGGCUGCCGCUGUUCAGGAGGCAGUACGCCAACACCAUCUUCACAGGUUCCAAGGCGCCGGACCCGGCGUGCUACGGUCACACGCAGUUCCACCUGGUGCCCGAUCGCUACCACAGGGAUCGCCUGGCCCGUCGCCGGCAGUCGGACCAGGUGGAGGUGUUCCUCAGGGCCAACGCCAUCGCCAGCCUGUUUGCGUGGACCGCCGCGCAGGCCUCCUACCAAGGUUUCUGGAAUCACGAGGACGUGAGCAGAGCGUUCGUGUCACAAGCGGUGGUCAGCGACGGCCGCCACUUCUCCUUCUUCUGCUACCAGCUCAACACCCUGGCGUUGUCCGCGCGGACCGACGUCGGCAACGCCCGCAAGAACCUCCUGUGGGGCAGCGAGAGCGUGCCCCUCUACGACGGCGUGGAGGACGGCCGCGUGCUGGGCCUCAAUGACCGCGCGCUGCUGCUCCUGGUGCGUUUCCUGCUCCGUCGGCCCCAAGACGACGUCCCCGUCGGGACAUGAAGGAGCGGGAAGUUGGACCAAAAUAAAAGAAAUAAAAGGAAAAACUCACCACCUUCUUUGUAGA